This is a messenger RNA of Saccostrea cuccullata (small rock oyster), 1531 nucleotides long. RefSeq names its product alpha-2-macroglobulin-like protein 1. Bases 1 to 1473 code for a protein of 490 amino acids. NCBI's taxonomy places the organism in Eukaryota, Metazoa, Mollusca, Bivalvia, Ostreida, Ostreidae. Gene Ontology annotation, cellular component: extracellular region. The transcript has 10 exons. The record is from RefSeq and is a predicted model, not a curated record.
AUGGGAGGCAGAGAUAUCACAUGCACAGAACCAGCCGCUGACAUUGUAUUUGUUCUGGACUCCAGUGGAAGUAUCGGUUCCAGCAACUUUCAAAGCAUUCUCUCCUUUGUUCGGGACAUGACCAGUUCAUUUGAUUUUACUAAUGGAAAAACAAAAGUUUCCGUUGUGACCUUCAGCUCUCGAGUUUAUGAAGCAUUCCCUUUAAAUGCAUAUCAAACUGCCUCAGCAAUUGGGGAUGCUGUUUCUAGAGUACCAUAUUAUGCAGGUGGCACAGACACUGCCUCAGCACUUCGAUAUGUGGAAAACAACAGUUUUAUUGCUUCGAAAGGAGCAACAAUGAAUUCCAGCAGAAUUGUGAUCGUAAUAACAGACGGACAAUCUAACAACCCCGCCGACACAAAAGUAGCUGCUGAAGCGCUGCGAUCUAUCGGAGUCACUACAUAUUCCAUCGGCAUCGGGAGUGGAAUUGGACAAAGAGAGUUAGAAAACAUUGCCUCUGAUAUCAGUCACGUAUUUAGAGUGUCCGACUAUAAUGCUCUUCAACAGGUCCAGCUAUCCCUGGGUGGUGAAAAUUGUCAUGUUGUUGAUAUUUAUUUGCCAUGGGAGUCAUCUGGAAAAUCUCCAAAUUAUCUCUGGAAUAGUCCCAACACUCGAGCAACUCCAGUAGAUAUUGAGACGUCGGCAUACACACUCCUCUAUUAUAUGAAGAGUCAGAAAUAUGUUCAUGCGCAGAAAAUACUGAAAUGGAUUCUAAAACAAAGAAAUGCAAAUGGAGGCUUUGCGUCCACUCAGGACACCGUUCUUGCCUUACAAGCAUUGUCCGAGCUUACACAUUCCCCGUCUGGUAAUUCACUCCUAAACUUAAAUGUCAAGGUCAACACUCGCAAUGAAAGUCACAGUUUCAAUGUAAAUGAAAGAAACAAGAUGGUUCUUCAGAAAUUUCAGCCCUCUGGAGUUCCAGACAUAGUCAAUGUUACAGCUAGUGGGCACGGAGUGGCUUUGGUCCAGGUGGCAGUGAAUUAUAAUGUUCAGGAACAAAUAGAAAAACCAGCCUUCUUGAUCGAUGUAACAAGUCUGAAAGAAACUAUGGAAACCAUAACUACAAAGAUUUGUACAAGGUAUAACACAUCUACAGCUGUGGGGAGCGGUAUGGCUAUUGUAGAGUACGGCGUCCCGUCAGGGUAUGAAGCUGACAUGGAGAGCAUAAGCUAUCAUCAAAGUCUCAAGAAGUCAGAACUCGAUGACAGAAACGUGGUCCUAUAUUUUGAUGAGAUCACCAGUAAUGAGGUUUGUGUCACUAUUAAUGUGGAAAGAAGCACUUUGGUUGCAAAUAUCAAACCUUCACCUGUAGGAGUGUACGAGUAUUAUAAUCCAGAACACCAAGUAACAACUUUCUAUACACCUUCCAUCUUGAAGCAAACCAGUUAUUGUGAUGUUUGUCCAUCUUGUCGAUGUGGGACAAAGACGAAAUAAAGACUAUCCAUCGAUUAAAUGAAAAAAAAACUGUCCAGAUAUAACUUUUUAUUGUGUA